AUGAGAGAGCGAAGCCGCCAGGUACAAGGUUUCCUGCGACUUUGUUUCACCUCCGUGGGGCUUCCAGCACCCAGUUGCCAUCCAGCCGUGUGGUACCAGCAACUUGGCGCAAGGGGAGAGCGGAGCAGCUCGAGCUCCGCUGUGGGUGACGCUUUGCAGAGCUCCGUGGGUUACAGAAGUUUUUUCCUAUGUGUGCACUGUGUGCAUGCAUGUUUUAAACAAAUCCCAUUCACAUCCACGGAGACUCUCUUCUUUGUUGGUUUCAAUGUGAAUUUACAUGGCCAGCAUGGACCCUGGGCUUGCCCAGACCUGGGCAGGUCCCCUGAGCCCUUCUUAACGCCCCAACAAGAUCGGGGAUCACCGCAGGGUUCCCUGGUGCCCCUAUCGACGAGGUUCCUUAGGAAAGUUGGGGCGUCAAAGAGCGGGCCUUCUCUUCGGCAGCCACGGACGGACUAG
Molecule: messenger RNA, 456 nt
Organism: Durusdinium trenchii
Lineage: Eukaryota; Dinophyceae; Suessiales; Symbiodiniaceae
Source: the annotation of a GenBank genome assembly